Molecule: messenger RNA, 2924 nt
Organism: Gadus macrocephalus (Pacific cod)
Lineage: Eukaryota; Metazoa; Chordata; Actinopteri; Gadiformes; Gadidae
Exons: 1
Coding region: 82-2592 (836 amino acids)
Biological process (GO): rRNA processing
Cellular component (GO): nucleolus; small-subunit processome
Source: RefSeq, a predicted model, not a curated record
UCAGAGUUCACGACAACGGAUCGAUUGCCGGCACACGUGUGUACAUGUUGCUGGCGUUGGAGCCUCUAUGGUGGAUUCAACAUGGCUAAGAUAUUGAAGAAGAAUAAAGUGAGUACGAAAGGUACCAAGAAGACACUCAACAAAAACACAGGUACCGAGAAGACCCCGGAAAAAAGUUCAGCUUUUAAAAGGAGAGAAAGGAAAAGGAAAUCUGCUGGAAAACUCAAAGGCACCCUAAAGACUACCAAAAAACCUCCGAUAGAAAAACUUGACUUGGAUAAUGUCGACGAGGAUGAAUUGCUCAACGAAGGAGAAGAGAUCAUCCCAAGUGAAGACGAAGGCGGUAGCGAUGAUGACAGAAAGCAUCAAAAGUUGCUGGAAGCCAUCAGCGCACUGGGAGGUAAGAAGAAGAGAAGACUUGCAGAGAGAUCUGAAGCAACUAUUCAGAUCUCUGAGUUCUCUGUCGAUGCAAAAGGCGAGGGGGAGAUAAUCAACUUGUCCGACCUGAUUCAGACCAUUGCAAAAACUCCGGCGGUCUCUGCCCAGACAAAAUCACACUUAAAGAAACUUAAACUUGAAGAAAAAACGGUAGAUUCCCCUCUGACCAAGCCGGAGACGGAAAGAAUUCAGAGAAACGUCGCCUUUCAGAAAUCUUCCGAGGAGGUAUCUCGUUGGCAGAGCAUUGUAAAACAGAACCUAAAGGCAGAACAGCUGGUGUUCCCGCUGAACCAGGAAGCCCCGGGUCCCAAACCCUUAGAGCAGGUCGUGUGUGGAUGGAAAGCCAGAACCCCACUUGAGCAGGAAAUCUUCCGCCUGCUGUCCGUCAACAAGCAGCCUAUCAACGACCCCAUGCUGACCCCCAUAGAGGAGGAAUCCCUCAAAGCCAUGAGCCUCGAGGACGCCAAGAUCCGGCGUGCUGAGCUGCAGAAGGCCAGAGCGCUGCAGUCAUAUUAUGAGGCCAAGGCCCGGCGGGAGCGGAGCAUCAAGAGCAAGAAGUACCACAAGGUACAAAACAAAGCCAAACGUAAAGAAUUUGUCAAAAAGUUUGACGAGAUGUUGAAGUCUGACCCCGUGAGCGCCCUGGAGGAGCUGCAGAAGCUGGAGCUUGGCAGGAUGAAGGAGAGGAUGUCCCUCAAGCACCAGAACAGCGGCAAGUGGGCCAAGUCUAAGGCCAUCAUGGCCAAGUACGACGACGGGGCCCGCAAGGCCAUGCAGCAGCAGCUGGAGGUCAACAAGGACCUGACCCAGAAGCUGGCCACCACGCUCAGCGACGAGGAGGGAGAGGACGACGGGGAGACGUCGGAGCCAGACAUGCUGCCUGACUUCGUCAACGAGGUGGAGCCGGGCCAGGACCCCGCCAACCCCUGGAUGAGAGGCCAGCUCUCCAAGGACCCGGUCGACCUCACAGAGCCCAGUGUGCCGGAGACCGCAGCCGCUGUCCUCAUAUCUGAGGAUGAGGAGGAAGGCCCGGAGGAGACGGAGGAGGAAGGGCUACUCAGAGGGUUUGCAGAGAGGCGCAAGCAGCGGCAGGAGCAAGAGGCAGAGAACGAAGCAGCGAAGAACCAAGACAUGGAGGUGAUGACGGAGAAGAACAAGGCUGGAGCUGAGAAGGCUGUAGCAUCGCAUGAUGCUGCUGAUGCUGAUAUAGCUGAUGAUGACGAGGAGGAGGAGGAGGAGCUGUCAAAAUUCACAAACAUGUUCCAGGAACUCAAGGACAGCCGCAUGGAAGCGGAAGCUUCAGCCAUGGUGGCUGAGGUGAGUGAACCCGAGUGCGCUCAGCUGCAGCAGGCCAUGUUCAGAAUCAAGAGCCUGGAAGACAUGGAUCUUCUGGACCAGGAAGAACAAGCAGAUCCGGCUGAGCCCAACGCUGAGGCGCCUCAGCCGGCCCCUCUGGAGAGCAAGGGUGCGGACAAGAAGAGGAAGAGGAAGCGAGGAAUAGACCUCGCCGAGGUCCUCACCAAGGAGGCCACGGUCAUCCACGUCCCACUGGCCCCGACGGCCGUGGAGGGCGCGGAGGGAGCCGCCCACGGUCAGGAGGAGCAGAGAGACGUCAUCAAGGAGGCCUUCGCCGGGGACGACGUCAUCUCUGACUUUCUGAAGGACAAGCGGCGAGAGGAGGAAGCUGGGAGACCCAAGGUGGUGGACCUGACCCUGCCCGGCUGGGGGGAGUGGGGGGGCCAGGGGCUCCAGCCCUCAAAAAAGAAGCGCCGGAGGUUCCGGCUAAAGACAGCGCCGCCGCCCCCCAGGAAGGACGGCGGCCUGGCCAGCGUGAUCAUCUCGGAGAAGCGGGACAGCUCGGUCAGCAUGCACCAGGUUGGCGCGCUGCCGCACCCCUUCCUGCUCCCGGAGCAGUUCGAGGUCACCAUGCGCGCCCCCGUCGGGGCCACCUGGAACACCAGGCAGGCGGUCAAGAAGAUCACCAUGCCCAAGAUCGUCACCAAGGUGGGCGCCAUCAUCCAGCCAAUGAGCCGGGACGACCUGCUGAAGCACAGCAGGAAGCAGGAGGAGGAGGGGACCGCCGGAGAGCCGAAGAAGAGAAAAGCACCUCAGAGGAAACGAUCGCAGAAACGCCAUAAAAAGACUAAGAAUUAAGCUUUUUUCUGGCCCUUUGUUAGUUUAACCAUGUUUCUUAUUCUGAAGGUCAGAGUUCCAGAGUGUUUCUUUAAUAUGCGCAGAUGGAAGAAUACAAUUAUUCAUUUAUCUCAACUUCUAGAUUCUACACUCUACAAGGUUCAUGGGGUAAUAUUUUAUAGUCUAUAUCCACUUCGGGUGAUUUCGAUCCUUGAUGCGUGUUGAUAUUGUUAAUGUAACGACUGUAUUGCAAUUCUUCAGUUUAUAGUUAUACAGUGUGUAAUUGAUACAAAUAAAAUUCUCAAGUAAGGUGAACACAUUCUUAAUAAAUUCCUUGCUGGAGUUUAAGUACA